This is a messenger RNA of Effrenium voratum, 2592 nucleotides long. The record is from the annotation of a GenBank genome assembly. Lineage: Eukaryota; Dinophyceae; Suessiales; Symbiodiniaceae.
AUGGCGGAAAAAGCCGGGGCGCCGCCUGACAUCGUGGAGCGGCCUGGCAACAAGGAGUGUGCGGAUUGCAAGGCUUACGGGCCGAAUUGGGCAUCUUGGAAUCUGGGCAUCCUCAUUUGCGAGACAUGCUCUGGAGUUCACAGAAACCUGGGCACCCACAUCUCCAAGGUGAAGUCCACGAAGCUUGACAAGUGGAAGCCAGAGCAGGUGAUUCCUUGCCGGAAGAUCGGCAACGAGGUCUCCAAUGCCUUUUACGAGUAUGACGUGCCGCCAGGCACCAAGUACGUGGCGAGCGUGAAGAGCUCCGGAGGCGACAAGAUUGAUCCUACGGAGGCCCGAAAGCUGGAGCGCUGGAUCCGUGCCAAGUACGAGGCGAAGAAGUACGCUCGUCCGGGUGUGGAUCCCCCGCACGUCCGCCUGGAAAGAGGCGAGUCACUCACUGAUGCGCAGGUGGAAGGCACAAGCCCCAGCAAGAAGGAAGGAAAAGAGAAGAAGGAGAAAAAGUCCAAGGAGCCGAAGGAGCCGAAGGAGGCGAAGGAGGCAAAGGGGAAGUCGCCAAAGAGAAAGGAGAAGCACUCCAAAGCUGAGGCUCGAGGGGAGAUGGAUGGCUCCUUCGCAGAGUUGGAGCAGUGGGCCACAGCGCCAAAGAAGGAGAGCCACGGGGCCUUCAAUGUGGGCUUCGAUGGCGUGGGCAUUGUGCUGAGCGGCCCGGCAAUUGAUACGCUGACGUGGACAGUGGUAAGGUACGCGCAGGCCUAUGAGCCACAAGGUAGCUUUCUGGCAUUCGGGCCCUACCAUGACGACCGCACCUGGAACCUCAUGCGGAACAGCGCCAAUUUGGAACGCAUCCAGGUUCCUUUGGAGGAGCCCAGCCACUUCGGCCUCUACAUGCUCUCCUCUUCCAAGCGGCCUGCGCCACCUGCGCCAGCCGUGCUGUUUGUGCCGGGCCAUGGGGGGUCCUGGAAGCAAGGCAUUAACCUUUGCGCUUACCUGGCCAAGAAGGAUGCCCUCCACUACUACGCUGCAGACUUCCAUGCGUCUGCUUCGGCCUUGCACUCCUCGGUCGUGACCUCCCAGGCUCUCUUCACAGCGAAGGCUAUUGAACGCAUCCGGAAGUUGCACUCAGGUCCGCUGGUGCUGCUGGGCCACUCCAUGGGUGGGAUCGUGGCCUUGCGGGCCAUAGCAAUGGGAGCAGCAAGGCCGGAUGCGGUCUUGCUGGUGUCGGCGCCCUUGCAGCCGCACCCUUUGCUGCUGGAACCCCGAUUUCAGGCUGUCCAGCCGGUGAGCUUUAGCUGGGACUUGCGCUUGGUGUCAGUGUCAGGCGGCCCCACGGAUCCGCUGGUGCCCAUGCACACGGCGAGGCCCAGGACGGGCGUAUUCCAGCCCUUGCCAGGGGCUCGUGACGUCUACGCGUCCUUCAGCCACGUGAAUUUGCUCUUCUCACGGCACAGUCUGCACUUCUUGGCGCAGCUGCUGCGGGGCUUGGCGAAGCGGGAGGAAUUGAAAUCGAGCCCCUGGCGACAGCUUCUGAACUCUUCGACCUCGACACCUUUGCCAGCGCCGGAGGCCUUCAGCUCCCAGUCCAUGGGUGGCGAGGCGGUCCCAUUGAGCCGGCUGGAUCAGACACAGCUCUUUCCGAGGAGCGGAGGUGUGUUUAGCUUUCUGCUCAUGGAGGAGCCGAAGCCGAUACGCCGGCAGCCUGAGAGCAGCACACGAGGGGAGACCUUUGACCCCGCAGACCGGCUGAAUUGCAGUGAAGCUGUGCUGGCCUGGGAGGAUGAAAAGGCGUCCUGGCGGCAGGUGGAGGCCAUCUCCAUGCAGUUCCCAGUGAAGGCAUGUUUGCUGCAGCUGCAGCCUCCCGGCGAGGCAACACGCGUGGUGCUAACGCCUCCUGCCAAAGCACGGCGAGUGGGCUGGGCACACUGGCAUGCGGACCCUUUGCAGGAGCCUCUGCGAUGCGGCAGCAGCAGCCUAGGCCCAGUGCUGUCUUGGCUUCUGAUGACUUGGAGGCCACUGAGAUGCUUCCUUCCAGCGGGCCGAGGAGUCGUUGCGCGGCUGGUGUUGCCCUUGCCGCGUUCCAGCACACUCCCGGUGGACUUCCGGCUGGAGGCAAAUGCAACAUCCACGGGCUGGGCAGCGCCUUUGCUGCUGGCCACAGCGGGUUCCUCUGAGGAUGUGAGGAUCGGUGCGCUGCUACAUGCGCCCAAGCAGGGCUCCUGGGCAUCGGAGUCUGCGGAGAACAUCUGGGCCCCCCGCUUUGUGUCUGAGGAGGAGGAGUUCGCAGUCUUUGCGCUCGGGUAUCCAGACCUUGAGCUCGUGCUGGAGGUGCGGGGCAAUGUUUUCUCCUUGCUGGCGGAGCUUUUCCGAAGCGCUCACCUGGGCCGCCUCAGCGGCGCCUGGCUGGGCGCCUGCGGCGCCUGGAGUGCUGCUGAGCUUGCCAGGCGGAAAUGGACCUUUGUCACUGCAUGGUUGUUCGGCUCCUUGAUGCUUGAGUUGGCACAGGCGCCCGCCCUGCAGCUUCCCUUUCGUGUGGCCCUCAGCCUUCUGGGCCUUAGUCUUGCCUACACGCUGGGGCCUCAGAGAAAGUUCUGA